This is a messenger RNA of Sinocyclocheilus rhinocerous, 2281 nucleotides long. RefSeq names its product protein arginine methyltransferase 1 (gene prmt1). The record is from RefSeq and is a predicted model, not a curated record. Gene Ontology annotation, molecular function: protein-arginine omega-N monomethyltransferase activity; protein-arginine omega-N asymmetric methyltransferase activity; histone methyltransferase activity. The transcript has 10 exons. Gene Ontology annotation, biological process: chromatin remodeling; peptidyl-arginine methylation, to asymmetrical-dimethyl arginine. Bases 67 to 1113 code for a protein of 348 amino acids. Lineage: Eukaryota; Metazoa; Chordata; Actinopteri; Cypriniformes; Cyprinidae. Gene Ontology annotation, cellular component: nucleus.
CGGGAGCAAAACAAGUGUGUUUCACAUGAGCUGUGCUGCAGUCGUGGUAUAAUCCAGUUUACCGAAAUGGCGGAGACAGCGGACAGAAUGGAGGUGUCCCAGGGAGAGAGCUCAGCAAAACCUGCAGCAGAAGACAUGACCUCCAAAGACUACUACUUUGAUUCCUAUGCACACUUUGGCAUUCACGAGGAGAUGCUAAAGGAUGAAGUUCGUACUCUGACGUACAGAAACUCCAUGUUCCACAACAAGCAUCUCUUCAAGGAUAAGGUGGUGCUGGAUGUGGGAAGUGGAACCGGCAUCCUUUGUAUGUUUGCAGCCAAAGCUGGGGCCAAGAAAGUUAUUGGGAUUGAGUGCAGCAGUAUAUCAGACUAUGCUGUGAAGAUUGUGAAGGCCAACAAGUUGGAUCACAUCGUUACCAUUAUUAAGGGCAAAGUAGAAGAGGUUGAGCUUCCUGUGGAAAAUGUAGACAUAAUCAUCUCUGAGUGGAUGGGCUACUGUCUCUUCUACGAGUCCAUGCUUAACACUGUCAUUUAUGCAAGAGACAAAUGGCUGAAACCUGAUGGCUUGAUUUUCCCUGACAGAGCCACGCUCUAUGUCACUGCUAUUGAGGACCGACAGUACAAGGACUACAAAAUUCACUGGUGGGAGAAUGUUUAUGGCUUUGAUAUGUCCUGUAUCAAGGAAGUGGCCAUUAAGGAGCCACUAGUGGAUGUUGUUGACCCCAAACAGCUCGUUAGUACUGCCUGCCUCAUUAAGGAGGUGGACAUCUACACAGUGAAGAUUGAGGACCUGUCCUUCACGUCACCUUUCUGCCUGCAGGUGAAAAGGAACGACUACAUUCAUGCGCUGGUAACCUACUUCAACAUUGAGUUCACUCGCUGCCACAAGAGGACAGGCUUCUCUACUAGCCCAGAGUCUCCUUACACUCAUUGGAAGCAGACUGUGUUCUACCUUGAUGACUAUCUGACGGUGAAGACCGGAGAGGAGAUCUUUGGCACCAUCAGCAUGAAACCCAACGUCAAGAAUAAUAGAGACCUGGACUUUACCGUCGACAUCGACUUCAAGGGUCAGCUUUGUGAGGUGUCCAAGACGUCGGAGUACAGGAUGCGCUAGAUUCCUUUAGCAUAAGUGUGUGAGGCAUCUCGGAGAGCAGUGUACGCUUCUGUGUGUGUGAAACCAUGUACAUUAUUCCAAACUGUGCAUGACAGACAUUUUUAGAGAUUCUGUUUUACAGAAUAUUGUCUGAAUUUUUUUUUCUUUUUUUCUUUAAAAAGCGCCCAACGGGACUAAACAUGGCAAAAAUAAUUUUUUGACCUUGCUUUUUCCACAUUUUAAGUGCAUCAUUUUGGAUAAAUGCAUGUACACACGUGCAACUGCUCUUUUGCCUGAUUGUCUGUGUCUGACAACAUGUCAUCUAUGUAUCUUUUUUUUUUUCCCCUGUCAUGCCGACAUGUCUGUGUUGGUCACUGUAAAAAAAAAAAUGCAAAUCAGCCAUAUGUUUUGAUAUUCCAUCUGGUAAAGCCAGCAUCUUCUAUGUAGGUAAAACCUGUCAUGUUUCACUGUGGACAGGAGCUCUGCCCAGUACUAGCUGAAUGAGCCCAUAUCGUUUUUGUUUGUUCUGUACUUGGAGGCAGUUGUUUUGGACCAUCAGUAGAGGGCGCCUCCAUUAUGUGCAGUUUGUCUUCUGUGCAGUAACCGUUUUAAUUCAGGUAGUGCUCCUAUGUCCUCAUCUGUUAGCUUUGUUUGUUUUUUUUUUUGUUUUUUUUUUUUUAACUUGUUACAAUGACUUAAUCAGAGGAUAUUAUCGUGUUAUGAAUGAGACCGCAUAGUAAUCUCUUGUGCAACUCAUAGGUGGUGUUAAUGAGCACUAUUUUAGAUCCGUUGAUCUUUUUAAUGUCAUAUAGGAGGAAUCUUCAUCCGGUGACUGACCAUUUAGUUUAAGCUUAUCUGCUGCUCUUUUGCACUGGAAGCACUUAAAACUAAGUUUCUCCAGACCCAGAACUAAAAUUUAAUUCCAUGGAGGAAAACCUUCAGACUAAAUUUUCCAUUUGAGUGCUUUUAUUGAAGGUGAUGCUUAUCCUGUGUUUGAGUAACUUCACAUUUGUUUCAUAUUGCGAUCUUCUCUCAUAGUGUUGCUGUGUACUACAGUGUUUUUGUCGAGGGGUGCAAGUUCACAUGCCUUGUGUCUAGCACUGGUUUGGAUUAUUACCAGGCAGGCAUUUGUCCACUAGGAAUUUUUUUUUCUUCCCUUCUUUUUUUGAAAUAAAAACCGUAAAUUGAA